AUGAUUCUUGAUGAGGAGCUCCUUGAUGCAGCAGCGAUGCCAAAUGAAGCGCACAUAUCAACUGGUUAUGCCGCCCCAGCUAGUUCAGGCGCUUUCACUGUUCCGGAAACGAAAGUUCGUCGUUUAUUUCCAGAAGUGUGGAUAUGGCAUCAAGCGGAAGAAACUGAGUGA
Messenger RNA from Anisakis simplex (herring worm), 171 nucleotides. NCBI's taxonomy places the organism in Eukaryota, Metazoa, Nematoda, Chromadorea, Rhabditida, Anisakidae. The record is from the annotation of a GenBank genome assembly.